AUGGCUGAGGCAUUACCUUCGUCCUUCGAGGGAUGGAUUCGUUCCUUACUCAAUGAUUUACAAUCAAACAGCGAUGAUAUGAGUGAUUUCGUUCAAUAUUUACUCGGAAUCGUUUCAAGUGACAGUGAAUCUGAUGACGAAAAACUAACAGCCAUUGGUGAACUACUCGCUGAUCUUGAUUUAAAACACGAUCACAAUGUUGGUGAACUCAGCCAACAAAUACUCGAUCGAUGGUAUCAAUCACAAAACGAUCUAGAUCAUCAUUCGAAAGCUACUAACAACCGAGUAGCGACUAGUAAAGAUGAUGAUGCUAUCAACAAUGCGUUGAUAAAUGCUAUGAACCAAAUUGAAUCAACUUCAAAGCUACAUAGAUCUCCAGGUGAUACAAAUUGGAACAAAUCAAGCGAUGAUGCUGCUUUGAAAAAACAUAAGUCUCAAGUCUUAGCGAAAUAUUCGGAAGUUUCCGAUGAAGAAUUCGAUUAUGGAGAUGACGAUGAAGCAAACAGCAAUGUUUUAUUCCAAAACACAAAUACUCAAGAUAUUGAAGAUCGUGAAAAGAAAGUUCGUGAAUUACAGCACGAGACACACAAAAAGCAGCAAGAGAAGAAUAAAAUCGAUGCUAGCAAUCAAAAACAAAAAGACGAUGAGAGAAAAAAGAAGGCACAACAACGAGCUCAAAAACAAGAAAGACGGCGUUAA
Molecule: messenger RNA, 699 nt
Organism: Adineta ricciae
Lineage: Eukaryota; Metazoa; Rotifera; Eurotatoria; Adinetida; Adinetidae
Source: the annotation of a GenBank genome assembly